Impatiens glandulifera is the source of this 1358-nucleotide messenger RNA. Its product is annotated as primase homolog protein. The record is from RefSeq and is a predicted model, not a curated record. The coding region runs from base 73 to 1224 and encodes 383 amino acids. The transcript is spliced from 13 exons. Lineage: Eukaryota; Viridiplantae; Streptophyta; Magnoliopsida; Ericales; Balsaminaceae. Gene Ontology annotation, molecular function: single-stranded DNA binding; 5'-3' DNA helicase activity.
UUGAAUUCGAAGCUAAAAUCAUCCAGUUAAAGCUUACCAUAUCACAUUGAGGAAGAAAGGGUAAAGGAAAAGAUGCCUCUUUGUGACAGUUUGUUUGGUCCAAUUCGUAUUAUUACCUCUUCACAAUUGAAUCAUCUGCUUAACCCUCUUCCUCUCUUGCCAUUCACUUCUUAUAUCAAACCCAUCUUCUAUAAUCGUCCGUUUUCGCACCAUGAUUACAGUCUUCGCUGUUAUUCAUACUCCCCAGUUUAUUUGCAUGAUAAUGAAGAGCAAUCGAGAAAGCAGACUAUAUUUAAGGCUUUGAAGCAAAAAAUUGAUUUAUUAGGGAUAAACUAUGAUUCUUCUAUACCUGGACACUUAUUUUGUCCAAAGUGCCAUGGAGGAAGAUCAGUUGACAGGACUCUGUCAUUUGAUAUCUCCAACAAUGGGAAAUUUGCAACUUGGAGUUGUUUCCGUGAUGAAUGUGGAUGGUCAGGGCAGGAAUCUGCAGAUGCUGGUAAUGGAGUUCAUGUUUUAAGCAGAGUCGAUUCUCCGGCUAGACUUAAUAAUGAUCAAUUGACUGCAGAUGGCCUUGGAUUAAUACCUUUAAGAACAAAUCUGAUUGCUUACUUUGCUGAGAGAAUGAUCUCAAAGGAUGUUCUUGUGAGGAACGAUGUUAUGCAGUUAUCAGGCAAUCGGAAUGUGAUGGCUUUUACUUACAAAAGAAAUGGAAGCAUAGUCAGCUGCAAAUAUAGAAACCUCGAAAAAAGAUUUUGGCAGAAGUGUGUUGAGAAAAUAUUCUAUGGAAUUGAUGACAUAGUAGAUGCUGAUGAUAUUAUCAUUGUUGAAGGUGAAAUAGAUAAGCUGUCAAUGGAAGAAGCCGGGUUCCUCAAUUGCAUUAGUGUUCCUGAUGGUGCUCAACAGAAAUUAUCUGCUGAAGAACUACCAUCUCCGGAAAAGGAUUCAGGAUUUAAGUAUGUUUGGAACUGCCAAGAGUAUUUGAACAAGGCAUCUAGGAUCAUCCUGGCAACUGAUGGGGAUUCACCCGGCCAUGUAUUAGCUGAAGAGCUUGCCCGUCGUCUUGGACGAGAAAGAUGCUGGCGAGUAAGAUGGCCGAAGAAAGACAACAUCAAUUGUUUUAACGAUGCAAAUGAGGUUCUCAAGUGUAUGGGACCAAGUGCAUUAAGAGACAUAGUUGAUAAAGCAGAGCCAUAUCGGGUGCAUAAUUUCAGUCACCCCGUGUAGCAUUAGAUCGUUUUCCUUGUCGCGACAUUAUGCCAAAAAAAAUAAGUAUUUUGUAUUUUGUUUUACUGUUUUUGUGUAAUCAUUGUACAGAAUAUAUGUAGAGUUGAACCAUGAAGAAAUUAUGUUACUCUACU